Dermatophagoides pteronyssinus (European house dust mite) is the source of this 1140-nucleotide messenger RNA. RefSeq lists its product as uncharacterized. Gene Ontology annotation, biological process: activation of GTPase activity; signal transduction. Gene Ontology annotation, molecular function: GTPase activator activity. Lineage: Eukaryota; Metazoa; Arthropoda; Arachnida; Sarcoptiformes; Pyroglyphidae. The record is from RefSeq and is a predicted model, not a curated record.
ACACGUUUAUGUGUUACAUUCGAAAUGGAUCAUCAUCAUAAUCAUCAUAAUGAUGAAGAAAUUUACAUCGAUAAUAAUGACCGACGUAAUUCUUAUGCGACAAUUUCGAAUCGAACUAAUAGUGAUCAACUUUGUUUACAAGAUGCUGAUCUUCAAGGUAAUCGAAGAUAUUCAUCCGAAUUAGGACGUAUUCAAUCAACAUCAAUAUUACCAAAAGUUUCAAUAACACGUGCAAAAUCCGAUAUAAUACUUAAUUCGGUUGGAUCAAUUUCUAUACAUAAUGAUGAUGGUGAAAAUAAUGAUAAUAACAGUAAUGAUACAAUACGUGAUCAUUUGGAUGAUAAAAAAAAGUUUGAAACUAAACGUACAAAUGCUACAUUAAAAAAAUUAGCUGGAUAUAUAAAUGUCAAACCUAGAUUGAAACAUAAGGAACAUGAUUAUCAACGUAUAACGUAUGUUCUAAAUAUGAAGCCAACAAAAUGCCAUAUUUGUUCAGAUAAUAUCUAUUUCUAUUGCUAUGAAUGUGUACAGUGCAAGUUGGCCGGACAUAAAAAAUGUUUACAAAAUUUAUAUGUAACAUGUCCAAAUAAAGUGAUGCCACCACGAUUGGCUGUGUUCGGUUUGGAAAUAUCUGAUAAUAAUCAAAUAUCCGAUGUAUUACAUACAUGUAUAAUGGAAAUUGAAAAAAGACCUAUACAUAAAUUACGUGGAAUAUAUAAAAUUGAUGCCGAUCCUACGCAAAUUGAAAAAUUGUGCCUAAGCUUUGAAUUUGGUUCACAUCUUAUUGAUUUAAGUCAGAUUAGCCCGCAUGAUAUUGCCGGUAUCAUUAAACAUUAUCUUCUUUGUAUAUCGACACCGAUAUUCAAUAAAAAUCUACAAAAAGAAUUGAUUACAAUCGGUAGUGAAUGGCCAGUUAGAAAAAUUCCAUAUACACAAUCUGGUAUUGCUAUUCUGGUGUUUGAAUUACGACGAUUAGUUGGUUGUCUAACUAUAACAUAUCGAAAUAAUUUAGCCUAUUUAAUAUAUCAUUUAAAACGUAUAGCUGAUCGUCAACAUAUAACAGAAAUGACAGCUAAUUCAUUGGCAAUCAUAUUUUCAUCGAUAAUUUUUCGUGAUGAAAGAAACAACAACAUUCAUCAU